Molecule: messenger RNA, 579 nt
Organism: Rhagoletis zephyria (snowberry fruit fly)
Lineage: Eukaryota; Metazoa; Arthropoda; Insecta; Diptera; Tephritidae
Source: RefSeq, a predicted model, not a curated record
AACACCGAACCAGUGGUCAAUCGCAGCUCGAGCAGUGCAUCAGGUGAACAACAGCUAAAUCGUCGAAGAGGAGCUAAAAGCCACAAGUGUCAGCAGUGCGACAAAAGCUUUGAUCGUCCAUCUCAUCUCAAUCGACACCAGCUGGUGCACACUGGCAUUAAAGCGCACAAAUGCCCAACAUGCUCCAAAUCAUUUAAGGAGAAGGGUGAUCUCAAGAAACACCAGCUUGUUCACACUGGCAUUAAAGCGCACAAAUGCCCAACAUGCUCCGAAUCGUUUGUGUAUAAGAGUGUUCUCACAACACACCAACUAGUGCACACUGGUAUUAAAGCCUACCAGUGCCCAACAUGCUCCAAGUCAUUUGGGCAGAAGACUACUCUCAAUCGACACCAGCUUGUUCACACUGGCAUUAAAGCGCACAAGUGCAAUAUUUGCUCUAAAACAUUUGGGCGAAAGUCUAAUCUCACUGAACACCAAUCAGUUCACAGCGACUCUCGACCAUUUCAGUGCUCCAUUUGUGAGAAAACGUUCAAAUGGAAAGGUGAUCUCAAAAAACAUCUUCAGCAAGUGCAUCAUUAG